AACAUCCAUACACUCACUUUACCAUUGAAGAUACAACACUAGAAGUGCCGUUUUCUGUAGAGAGCAGAAAUGCCGGACUCUAACAUGACCAGUCAUGAUGGCUCAGCAUCAUGCUUCGCUUUCCCUGACCCCCUCACCGCUCUAACUUUCUUCAACAGCGAUCUGACGGACUCUGUUCUACUGAGUGAUGAGGGCUUCAUCAGUGACGAUGAUGAUCCUGACGAUGAGUUCUCCGUCCCUUUGACCUAUUUGAUAACAUUUCCUGUUGAGCGAUUUCUUUCACCGCUGCCCGAGUCUAGGAGUACCAGCACGUCGUCGAUGAGCCCAGAACCCAAUUGUAGCUCACAGUACGGUCUAUCUGAAAGCGACCCAGAUAUCGGCAACACAGAAACCCAAAUGAAGUACCCCGAUCAUGACUGCUUGUCCUCAGGCUCCUCUAGUUCCAGUUCUGAAAGCGAUGACGACUCUGACAUCCUCGCGUCCUCUCGUCGUUGUUUCCAGGAGGGCAAUAGCCCAAAUAAGCCACUCAGAACCCAGACGAUUGUGUCACCAACACCAAGACUCAACACGGAAACAUUUUCCGAGCCUGACUCAGAUCUGCCGUUGUAUCAUGUGCACCAACUUGACUGGAAUCAUCCGGUCCAUGUUGGUAAGCUCCGCAAGCGCAGCGACCAACAUAACAGGGAGAUCAAAGCACUCGUUUGGGACACGUACCACAUAUUCAGACCGACGGAUAUCCCUGGGAGCUCUCGGUAUAGAACAGAGCUGAAGGACUGGCGAAGACUACGCCGAGAAUAUAUCAUGAACAAACCAACUGCUCGGCAGCAAGCGCGGAGUCAACGGCUUCUACUAGCGUUGUCGGAUCUGAUUAAGAAAAGAAAUAGCUUCUUUGGCAAGAGACCCUAAGGAGCAGACAGAUGUAAGUAUUGCAAAACACGAAACGUGUAAAAAAUACUUGAUGGCCCAACGUGAGAAAGGUUUGGAGGCGUGGCUUCCGUGAGAAACCGCUGUCUGUUGGUUAUUCUAACGUAUAUACCGAGAUAGGUUGACAUUGGCAUCGCAACCUCAAAGAAAGGGGAUAUAUUCAGUGUCAAACAUCCAAU
This is a messenger RNA of Fusarium odoratissimum NRRL 54006, 1103 nucleotides long. RefSeq lists its product as uncharacterized. The transcript has a single exon. The record is from RefSeq and is a predicted model, not a curated record. NCBI's taxonomy places the organism in Eukaryota, Fungi, Ascomycota, Sordariomycetes, Hypocreales, Nectriaceae. Bases 70 to 906 code for a protein of 278 amino acids.